AUGGCUUUUACUGAAAUCACCGUCUCCCCGAGCGCGCCGAUGCCCCAUGGAUACAAGCUUCUACGCAAAGGCUACCCGUUCAUGACCGCGCUCUGCCGCCGCAAAACCCUCGCGGCGGGCCAAACGUUGUACGUCGUGCGGGCCGGGUCCAAGACGCUGGGCCUGCGUGCGCCCAGGGACAUUGUCAACGAGGUUCACAGCGAGGAGCAUCAGACGCGCGCCACGCGACGCGCCGCGGUGGUGGCCCGCGACGAGUCUACACGAAGCACAUUCGACACGGCGCUGCGCAAGCAGUUUUCGGAGAUGCCCACCGUGGACAGGGAGCAGGUGCUGCAGCGCGCGCUGAAGAAGCGCAGCGGCAGGGUGGGCAGGACGUCCAAGCUGGGCAUCGAGGACAAGGUGCGGCUGGCGGUGGCAGCACAUGUACGGCACAUGCACACGGAUUAUGACAGGCUCGUCAGGGGGAAGACUAGCCGCGAGGAUGCGAGAAAGGCCGUGUAUGGUGCUAGUAGCUCAUAG
Molecule: messenger RNA, 519 nt
Organism: Akanthomyces muscarius
Lineage: Eukaryota; Fungi; Ascomycota; Sordariomycetes; Hypocreales; Cordycipitaceae
Exons: 3
Coding region: 1-519 (172 amino acids)
Source: RefSeq, a predicted model, not a curated record